Penicillium chermesinum is the source of this 1641-nucleotide messenger RNA. Its product is annotated as protein arginine methyltransferase RmtB. The transcript is spliced from 4 exons. Lineage: Eukaryota; Fungi; Ascomycota; Eurotiomycetes; Eurotiales; Aspergillaceae. Gene Ontology annotation, molecular function: protein-arginine N-methyltransferase activity. Gene Ontology annotation, biological process: peptidyl-arginine methylation. The record is from RefSeq and is a predicted model, not a curated record. Gene Ontology annotation, cellular component: nucleus. Bases 1 to 1641 code for a protein of 546 amino acids.
AUGGCCGACUCAAGCCGUGCUGGGGACCCUUCUGCUGGAGAUGUCCCUGUUGACACUCGCUCCGUUUCAGAGGAAUCAGACUCGAGUAACGAGGAGGGCUGGGAAGAUGUUGAGCCCGAUGAAGAAUCUCAGCCAGUCAUGAGCCUUUUCUCAGAGCAAGUGUUCCCUGACGUGCGGUCUAUGCUCAAGGACUCGAAAGAAAAUUAUGAUUUUGAUCUACUCAAAAUCCAGAAAGAUCUUGGAUUGGACUUCCUUGAUACCAUCAAGUUGGUCAAUUACGUGCGCUCGCAGGUAAAAGCAGGAAAUAAGUAUCCCGACGUCUCGUCCAAGUCUAAAUUCGAGGACGACGCCUACCUAAAACCCGUGCUCGAGGACGACGCUUUGUUGUACAGUUUGGAUGAUAUUGCGGAGGAUGCCCAAGAUGCUGCCCCGGGAAGUGAAGCUGAGAGGAAGGUUAUCGAACUCCAAGAGGAAUUAGAAAGGCUACAAUCUCAGUUCUCUGAGUACAGGAUUGCUGUUCAGAAAUCCCUCGAGGACCAGCUAUCGAAGGAGGAUGAAACCCUGGGUCUGAAUGGGACCACCAGUUCGGAAGAAAUAGCAGCAAACCGUGCAUCCGAAAUCGAUGCGGAUUAUUUCGCGUCCUACGCUUACAACGGCAUUCACGAGUCCAUGUUGAAAGAUACAAUCCGCACGGAUGCCUACCGUGAUUUUGUCUAUGAGAACAAGCAUGUUUUCAAGGACAAGGUCGUCCUUGAUGUCGGCUGCGGUACGGGUAUUCUGUCGAUGUUCUGCGCCAAGGCCGGUGCUAAGAAGGUGAUCUCUGUGGAUAACUCGAAUAUUAUCGACCGCGCUCGAGAGAUCGUCUACGAUAAUGGACUGGGAGAUGUGAUAACAUGUAUCCGCGGAAAAAUUGAAGAAGUCGAAUUGCCGGUUGACCAAGUCGACAUCAUCAUUUCCGAGUGGAUGGGCUACGGACUUCUGUUUGAGGCCAUGUUUGACUCCGUCAUCUAUGCUCGCGAUCGUUAUCUUGCUCCUAAUGGUCUCAUGGUACCCUCGCAUGCUACCCUGCGGAUUGCACCUUACGCAGACCCUGACUUCAUUGCCUCUCACAUUUCUUUCUGGGAAAAUGUUUACGGCUUUAAGAUGAACAGCAUGCUGCUCAAGAUCUACGAUGAAGCUGUCGUUCGUGGAAUUCAUCCCAACACAAUCGUUGGUGACUCCACGGUCUUCCUGCCUUUGCCUCUCCACACCAUCACCGUCGAAGAACUGACCUUUUUGAAGAACUUCCAGGUGACUCUGAAAGAGGAUAUCGAUGCCCUUGAUGGCUGGGCUAUUUGGUUUGAUAUUUUCUUUAUGCCGUCGCGUGAUUCGGAUGUCCCCGAAGAUGCCAUUCCCUCGGAUAUGCAAAAGAAGGGAUACGUUGCCUUCACCACCGGACCUGAUGGAACCGAGACCCAUUGGCAGCAGGUUGUCGCCCUUAUUGACUACGACAAGAAGAAGCCAUGUCCUCUUAAGAAGGGAGAUGUCAUCAAGGGUACUAUUGGUUACCGGAAGAGGAGCAAAGAGUCGCGGGGGCUCGACAUCAACAUCCAGUGGGAAGGUGAGAAUACGAAGGGCAACCAGAAAUGGGGACUUCAAUGA